AUGUCCAGCCACGAUAUCAAGCUGGAGGUCUGUGUGGACUCCAUACCAUCCGCUUUCGCCGCUGUUGCCGGCGGAGCUUCCCGCAUCGAGCUCUGCUCGGCCCUGAGCGAAGGCGGCUUGACUCCCUCCGUGGGCACCCUGAAGACCCUCAAGGAGUCCAUCGCCCUGCCCGUUUAUUGCAUGCUGAGGCCGCGCCGUGGGACCGACUUCGUCUACAGCGAUGAAGAAAUGUGUGCCGUGCUGACGGACAUGGAUCUGCUGCGGCAGAACGGCGCCGACGGCUUUGUGUUUGGAUCACUUAAUCCCGAUCGCACCAUCAACGUGGACCAGUGCCGGCAUGUAAUGCUGCAGUCAGAAGGCCUGCCGGUGACCUUCCAUAGGGCCUUCGACCUCACCGACCAGAAGCGAAUGCAGGAGAACGUCCAACUGUUGCGGGAGCUGGGUUUCAAGCGGCUGUUAAGCAGCGGAUUCCGGCCUUCGGCAGCCGAAGGUCUUGACAACCUGGCGCAGCUGAUAGCAAAGCACCAUAGGGACUUCAUAGUUAUGCCCGGAGCCGGCAUCAAAGUGUCCAACCUGGAGGAGAUCCUCACGGUCAGCCGCUGCAUGGAGUUUCAUGCCUCUGCUAUGGACACUGCCGGCGAGGAUUACGUGGCCCCCACAACCAGCCGGAUGGAGUGCGAUGUGACCAUGGGCAAGCAGGACAUUGAUCCGUACUACGGUACUAAUGCAAACGUUGUCCGCAAGAUGGUAACUAUCGCAAACGCCAUGAGCUGCCGCUGA
Messenger RNA from Drosophila serrata, 780 nucleotides. RefSeq names its product copper homeostasis protein cutC homolog. The record is from RefSeq and is a predicted model, not a curated record. Lineage: Eukaryota; Metazoa; Arthropoda; Insecta; Diptera; Drosophilidae. Gene Ontology annotation, molecular function: copper ion binding.